Cotesia congregata is the source of this 957-nucleotide messenger RNA. Lineage: Eukaryota; Metazoa; Arthropoda; Insecta; Hymenoptera; Braconidae. The record is from the annotation of a GenBank genome assembly.
UCAGCGUUGGCUAGCCCGAGGGAUCUCUGCACACUAGGAGAAGGGUUCUUUAUCAAUCACUGUAGACUUAGCCCAUCUCCGACUGUACUGUCAUGGGUUUUCUCUGUGGUUUCCACAUGGUUCUGUUCCAACAACCUGAGAGGUGAGGUUCAGGGUCAAUACGAACCAACUUUACAGCCCUACGCCCGUAGAUGUCCAGAUCCUAAUGGACGUUACAGAAGUCAAACAAAUUGCUCGGAAUUUUAUGUAUGUCUUGCAGGAAGUCCAAUUAAAUUUAGUUGCCCCCGGGGACUGGUUUAUAAUGAUCGGGUCAGUGUUUGCGACUAUCCAUAUAAUGUUGAUUGUCAAGGCGCAGUUACGCCAAUGCCAAUUUGGUCUGACCCAGUCGAAUAUCCAGAUAAUUCAGAAAGCUUUUUGAAUGAGUAUUUCUCAAGUAGUUCGUCUAUGAAUUUCGGUAAUUCAUCUACAAUAGGGAUAUCAGACAGUUCUUACUCUGAUGGAUCUCAAUUCCCAGAAACAUCACGAAAGCCACCUCAAACGACUUUCCCAUCUAGGCCUUAUCCUCAAAACCUAUGGAAAUUAAGAUCUUUAUCAGAAAUAGAGAAGCAAAGAUCUAUUACUAUACAAUCCGACAACAACAAUCAAUAUCAGCCCGAAGAUGGAGUUACUCGAGACACUACAAAUUAUAUUCAGAAAGAUCUUAAAGAUGCUUCUGUAGUGGAUAAUCAACAGAUGACUGAACAUGUUAUUCAGAAUGAGUGGACGAAACUUUCAUGUGAAAACGGGAAAAUUCUACGACUGGAUGACACAUGUUCCAAUGUUGUUGUUUGUAAAAAUCAUAGACCACAACUUAUCACGUGUGAUCCAGGUUUUACCUACGACUUACAACUAGAGGCUUGUCAAAAUCACACGACUGCUGAGUGUAGUGUAAUUACCUUCGGAAAAUUUUAUGAAUAA